Hippocampus zosterae (dwarf seahorse) is the source of this 727-nucleotide messenger RNA. RefSeq names its product cellular retinoic acid-binding protein 1. Lineage: Eukaryota; Metazoa; Chordata; Actinopteri; Syngnathiformes; Syngnathidae. The transcript is spliced from 4 exons. The record is from RefSeq and is a predicted model, not a curated record. Bases 105 to 518 code for a protein of 137 amino acids. Gene Ontology annotation, molecular function: fatty acid binding. Gene Ontology annotation, cellular component: nucleus; cytosol. Gene Ontology annotation, biological process: fatty acid transport.
CACACAAGAGGAGAGACAGAGGGAGGACGCUUUGGAGGGAAGAAGGAGCAGUCGAGACCAACACUGAUAGACAAAGUCGGACACGCACGCACUCAAGAGGAGAUAUGCCAAAUUUCGCAGGCACUUGGAAAAUGAAAAGCAGCGAGAAUUUUGACGAGUUACUUAAGGCGCUGGGUGUGAACGCAAUGUUGAGGAAGCUCGCCGUAACGGCUGCUUCCAAGCCUCACGUGGAGAUCCAGCAGAAUGGCGAGCAAUUCUACAUCAGGACUUACACCACGAUCCGGACCACAGAGAUCAACUUCCGCAUUGGCGAGGAGUUCAAUGAGGAGACGGUGGAUGGAAGAAAGUGUAAGAGUCUGGCCACUUGGGAGACGGAAAACAAAAUGUACUGCAAACAGACUCUACUGAGCGGCAACGGGCCAAAAACCUUCUGGACCAGAGAGCUCAGAGGGGAUGAACUCAUUCUGACUUUUGGAGCCGACGACGUGGUGUGCACCAGGAUCUACAUGAGAGCGUAGGCGCAAACUGAUUCUGCAAAACUCCCAAAAUAUACAACCCCACUACCCACAACCGCCUUGCCAUGCCGUUUCAUAUAUUCAUAAAAACACAAUGAUAUGAAUGUAUCUGCAUAAUCCCAAUAUCUAUUUGCAGCACUGUGUUUCAUACCACGCCAUAUAUUUGUUUUCUCUCGUAAAUCCCAAAGUAAUAAAAUACAGCUUCCAUUCAA